UUCAGAGAGUUAGUGUUGAUGGCAUUUGAGUGUCCCCAUUGUUAUGAAAGGAACAAUGAGGUCCAGUUUGCUGGCCAGCUUCAACCACGUGGUUGCUACUACCAAUUGAAGGUUCCUUCUGGUGAUCAACAGAUUCAGGAGUUAGAUUUUGAGAUUCCACCAGAAGCUCAGCGAGGCACGCUUUCUACGGUGGAAGGAAUACUUAAGCGGGCUGCUAAUGAAUUGGAGGCCCUUCAAGAGGAACGCAGGAAAGUAGAUCCGGAAACCGCCGAAGCCAUAGAUAAAUUCUUGAUCAAUCUAAGGUCCUUUGCUGAAGGAAGUGCUUCCUUUUCUUUCAUACUCGAUGAUCCUGCUGGAAAUAGCUUCAUUGAGAACCCGUAUGCACCGAAACAAGAUCCUUCAUUAUCCAUCAAGUUUUAUGAAAGGACAUCAGAGCAACAAGCAGCACUAGGUUUUCUCGUUGAUACAUUUGAGGAAACUGAAAGUCAUUCUCAGAGAAAUUCACUAUCUAUUGAAAAAAAGCCUUUAGGGAUUGGAGCACGAGGGCUUUCCCAUGUUUCGGUUGGUGCUGUUGCCAGUCGACGAGCAAUUGCUCAAGUUAAUAAUGAUCGAGUUGCUGAAACCUUAUGUCGAUACUCGGCACCGGAAGAGGUUGAAGCUUUGCCAUCAACAUGUGGAGCAUGUGGGGCUGCAUGUGUUACACACUUCUAUGCCACCAGUAUCCUUUCGGAUUAA
This is a messenger RNA of Phalaenopsis equestris, 735 nucleotides long. Its product is annotated as zinc finger protein ZPR1-like. The annotation marks the transcript as partial. The transcript is spliced from 8 exons. Lineage: Eukaryota; Viridiplantae; Streptophyta; Magnoliopsida; Asparagales; Orchidaceae. The record is from RefSeq and is a predicted model, not a curated record. Gene Ontology annotation, molecular function: zinc ion binding. Gene Ontology annotation, cellular component: nucleus; cytoplasm.